AAAACAACGCCGUCGGUGUGAUGAAACCAGGCCACUGCUUCACCAUCGAACCGAUGAUUUCGGAGGGAUCCUGGCGCGAUGUAUCCUGGCCCGAUGAUUGGACCGCUGUCACCGCGGACGGCCUCUUUUCGGCCCAGUUCGAGCAAACGCUGCUGGUCACGGAAACCGGUUGCGAUAUCCUAACCCAGCGAAGAAACGCCAAUGGACAACCCCAUUUCAUGGACAAGCUUUAAGAGAGCAGCCGGAAGCUGCGCCAGCUUUGUCCACCACCAUUAUUAGUCAUCAUCAAGUUGUUGUGCUUUCUUUUAGUCCUACCCGGAAGCAAUAUAGGAAUUGUCCCUCAUUUAACGAGAAAAAUAUUGCGAUGCUUUGCAAAACACUUUUGUAAUAUACAGAAAAUGGUUAAUAAAAACUAACAUACCUGAACCAAAAA
Molecule: messenger RNA, 433 nt
Organism: Aedes albopictus (Asian tiger mosquito)
Lineage: Eukaryota; Metazoa; Arthropoda; Insecta; Diptera; Culicidae
Product: methionine aminopeptidase 1-like
Biological process (GO): proteolysis
Cellular component (GO): cytosol
Molecular function (GO): metalloaminopeptidase activity
Source: RefSeq, a predicted model, not a curated record